AUGAAACGUUUGAAUUGCAGCCCAUUCUUCGAAAGGAUAUUUGCGGAGCACCCUUGCAAACAUCCGGUGAUUGUGCUAAAGGACUAUCCCGGUCACGAAAUAGCGGCGCUGAUCGACUUUAUGUACCGUGGCGAGGUGAGAGUCGGCCGCGAGGAACUUCCAGGACUGAUGAGAGCGGCGGAAAGUCUACAAGUGCGUGGAUUAACCUCAUCGGAACCGAGGCCAACGUCACCGCCGGAAACACCGACUGCCGAUCUUCUCCUAGGCGAGCCGUCGACACCCGAAGGCGCCAGGCAAGAAACUCCGGAGGAGGAUGACAACGCGUCGGAAAGCACGGCGCCGCCGUCCACGCGAGAACCAGCGCCGGUAACGACGCCCACUGUUUUUCAUCCUGCGAGGGACCACCGUGAUAGGUUACCGCAUAUGGGCCAUUUGAACUUUGGAAUGCGUGAGUUGCGUGAGAGUUGUGGAUCGCCUCUUCUACCUCGGCGAAAACAGGCACGCCCUCGAAGGAGAUCCGGUGAGUUAGUACCGCAAGAUCUUAGUCGGCCUCAUCCACCGCUGAGUCUUAGUCCGUUAGCCAGUGGUUUGAACCUGACCAGUAGUCAUCAACAGCCACAACAGCAACAACAACAACAACAUCACCAACAGUUGUCCACUUCGAGCUCACUUCAGAACCAACAACAGCAGGAAGAUAUUGCGGAGAACCUUUCGAUGAAAAGAUGCUCGUCGCCGAGCGGAGCUGAACAACACAACGUAAAAGCGGAGAGCAGUGAAGCGGCGAGUAGUCCAAGGGGAUCACCGUUAACCGGGACAAGUCUGCUGCACCCUGACGGUUCCCUUCAAGAUAUCCCCUCUGCUGCGGCAGCAGCGGCGGCGGCAGCCGCGGUAGGUUUGCCAAACAUGUCGGCUUUAUCGCUAACGCCGCCGCAUCAUCAUAGCGAGUACCUGACGAGUCUGGGCCAAUUAGCGGCCCAGUGGUUACCGAAUCAUCCACAAAGCCAACUGCCACAUUCAUCUCAGGGUCAUCAUCCGCGGGAUGGCAGUCCGCACGGGCCUAACAGAACUCAUCCGUUUCAACAGCAGCAGCAGCAACAACAGCAACAACAACAACAACAGCAAGAACCUCCGCUGACAGUGCGGCGAAGUUCCGUCACGACGAUGUUCCCGUUGGACGGUGUUGCAUCUUUAGGCGGUGGACUGUUUCCUCAUGCAGGUGCUCUCGAGAGAGGAUCUCUUUUAGCAGAUCUUCACGAUAGUUUUAAACCGGAAACGCUGCACGGGCUUUUUGGUACGGCGGGUCUGAGCGGUCACCAUUCGGGGAAAAAGCCAAAGAAACACAGAGGCGACGGUGACGCGCCACGCAGAUGGGGAGACCACACUAGUCGGGGUUUGCCUGUAGGGAGGCCGAAAGGUCAACACAGUGCACCCAGAGGUGGACCUCCUAGGUCUUGGACGAAUGCGGAACUGACCGAAGCGCUGCAACACGUUUGGAACAAGAAAAUGACCACGUCCCAAGCAAGCAGGAUCUUCGGUAUACCGUACAACAGUCUAUUGAUGUACGUGCGAGGGAAAUACGGGAAAAGUUUGAAACUCGAGCAAUUGAGGAGGGACUGCACAGGCGCGACGACGGGCGAAGUAGUAAUGAAUUCGCUAAACAACAACGUUAAGGCCGUCCAGCCGCCGACGCAAAUGACCCAUCCACUCGCCGGUCUACCACCGCAUCCGGGCGACGACGGUGGAUUUCCUCAUCAUUCGUUGCUCGGCGGUAAUCUACCACAGGGUUUCUUUCCUGACUUUGCCGCAGCUGCGUUCCCAGUGCCGGUUAGUAUGGUGCAUUUACUUCCACCGAGCGAACAAAAGGCUUUCGAACCUCCGGCCAAUCCUGGCGGCAGCAGCGGCAACAGCGGCGGCGGCGGCGGUAGCGGCGGCGGCGGUGGCGGUGCUAGUGGCAGUGCCGGUGAUCUCUCCACCGCACGGAGCAGUCGAUCGCCGUCACCAAUCGAUCACCACCAUCAUCAUCAUCAUCAUCAUCACGAAUCGCUGCAGCCGCAACCGCCACAGUCGGCGCCCGCGCUACUACAGCAAAACGGUUCGGAUUAG
This is a messenger RNA of Heterotrigona itama, 2103 nucleotides long. Lineage: Eukaryota; Metazoa; Arthropoda; Insecta; Hymenoptera; Apidae. The record is from the annotation of a GenBank genome assembly.